This is a messenger RNA of Clupea harengus (Atlantic herring), 7839 nucleotides long. RefSeq names its product zinc finger protein 106a (gene znf106a). The record is from RefSeq and is a predicted model, not a curated record. Gene Ontology annotation, cellular component: membrane; cytosol. NCBI's taxonomy places the organism in Eukaryota, Metazoa, Chordata, Actinopteri, Clupeiformes, Clupeidae. Gene Ontology annotation, biological process: insulin receptor signaling pathway. Gene Ontology annotation, molecular function: RNA binding; SH3 domain binding.
GCUUUUCAGCUUUGCAUUGCUAAUAAAACUAUGGGGUUGUUUACUUAGGUAAAUAUGCUGGCCUCCACUUAAAUAUUAGCCUGUUCAUUGCCACAGUUGUCCACUUGCAGAAUGGUUGUCUGCCUGUAAAGUUAAUUCAACUUGGCAGACAAUGAUUUGUUGGUAAACAAACCGAUCUAGCGGGAGAGUAGAUUGUCUUUAGACACCUUUGCCCUCCCGUUCACAGGAUUUCAUACGCAAUCCUCAUAGUCAAACUGUAUGCCCAUGGCAAACAGACUCCAGGGGGAUGGAGUUUUACAUGCUACUGCUCUACUUGGACAGAUUAUUGAAUGUAAUACAACUCCUGUCAUUGCACAGCACCCUGCCAUUUGUGGGGUCAGCUGAGGAGUAUUUCCUUUCAAAGUGUGUCAGUGGGCAGCAAGACUACAUGCCAGACGUUCUCUUUGGAGUAGGGAGGGUGUUAGGCUGCAGGAUCUCUCAUCAUUCCAGAGGGCCAUAAAUAACUGCCUUUGUCGUUGCUGGAUUUGUUUUUACUAAGUAUGGAGUGACCUCGAGACAUGGCCACCAUGGGGAAAGAAAAGAAGUGCAUUCUGUGUGAAAUAGUUUACAGCUCCAAGCAGGAAAUGGACGAGCACAUGAGGAGCAUGCUGCAUCACAGAGAGCUGGAAAAUCUGAGGGGCCGGGACUGUGGCCAUGAGUGUCGGGUGUGUGGGGUGAAGGUGAAGGGCCUGACGGACUACGCCGACCACAUCUCCAGCCCCGUCCAUAAGCAGUGCGUGGAGGCUCACGAGCGGCAGACCAGAGCCAGUGACCAGGAGGAGGAAUAUUUCGACAAGGAGUUGGUGCAGCUCAUAGAGAAACGCAGGGAGCUCAUAAGGUUACAGGAAACUGCGGCCAGACAGGAGCGUGAGGAAGAAGAACAGAGGAAGCGGCAGCAACAGGAGCGCCGCGGGUCAAAGCCAUGGCUUCGUCAGAACAAGGCAACAUGGGAUUGGAACUUCUCUGAGGUGCCUCCGCCCCCUAGAGGCUGGUGGGGGGACAUGUCAAGUUGGCAGAAGGCAUGGGGAGGCGGCAACUCAGACAGAGGCGGCUGGCACCACCACCAAAGCAGACAUAGCAAAAGUGCAACAUGGCAUGCAGAAGAGCCACCUAACUUCCAAAACUGGAGCAGAGCGGAUUGCUCUGGAGGUACCCUGCCUGGGCAAGCCAGCAGCCAUGGUGGCAGGCAGAAUGACUACAGGGGAAAUCCUGAGUAUCUCAGAGGUAAGAACUGGGGUGGUAGGGAGGGAGGCAAUAGCAGAGACAAAUGGUGGCGACCACCUAAGGAACCUCUACAAGUGGGGCAGCAGCCUGAGUCUUCCAGGGAUCUCUCCACCAAAUCCCUUAAGUCAUUUAAGUCGGCACAGUCUUUAGGAAGAGACAACCCGAAGUAUCCCCGGGGGCAGGAUGGUCCAAGGAAAGGAUACCACAGCAGGGAAGGUUCAAGUGGAGAACUAGAUCAGAACAAAGGACCUGGUCCAAAGGCAGACAAGCAUUAUCGCUGGGCGCCAUACCCAUCGUCCAAACUUAAUGACGUACCACCUUUGGUGGAUGGUCAGAGUUCCUCCAUGGAGAAUGAUCCAGGCCGUGGCGGUAGGCACCCAGAGUGGCACCUGCGAUCUAGACAGCAUCUGCCCUCAGAACAUCACAACUUGGACCAAGAUUAUAGAAAGAUAAGGCACCAGAGUUUUCACCAGAACAGUGGCAGCACCACCAGUGAAAGCACCACCAGUGAAAGCCCAACUACCACUUCACCCUGCAGCAAUAAGAAGGUUGAAAGGCCAACAGAGCACAUGGAGAAAGCACCUCUACCCUACUCCUCCAGGGCUGACCUCAGUCGAACAUCCAGUCAGGACUCCGUUCACCUCAGAACAACCAGACACGAAGAGUCAGGAGUCUUAAGUCCCGCUAGUGGAAGCACAGCCUCCGCUACAGAGCAAGAGCGUCUGCUCUCUGACAUGCUAAGAAAAGCCAAAGAGACUCUUCUGGACAAGAGACCCUCUGCAGAACCCUGGAGAGAGCAGAGCACUGAGACGGUAUUGCACAUUCAGGAGCUUGAUGAGUGUGUGCCGAGCACCAGGAGUGAAGCCGACCAAGACCAAGGAAAGAGUGCCAACUGUCAGAUUGAACUACCUGUCUCUGAAGGGGACUCUGCUGCUGAUAGAUGCCCACCUGGCAGCAGCUAUGCUUCAAGCCAGACCGAAUGCAUGUCCCUACAGUCUGUGCAAGUUAGUACCUCCACUGCUGACCGAGAGGAUGAGGAGGAAGUGAAAGAAGAAGAGGACGAAAGCAUGAUUGCUACAGCUCAGGCAUUGCGUACAGCGGACGAGGGCUUCAGCUCUGAUAGUAACACACAGAGAGGGGAUGCAAGCACUCAAGCGCCCUGUGAUGGCAAUGCCACAGUGCCCAGUCUGAGUAAGUUGGCACUGCCUGCUUGCCUCAAGCGGGACCUGAGCCGACACAUCACCACUAAAGGGAAGGCCGGUCCUGGGCAUGAACCCAAUCUGAACAUUGCACGGCGAAUCCGCAAUGUGAGUGGCACACGUAAGAAUGAGGCUGAGAAGGACUCCGGUUUGAAGCCCAUCCUAAGAGAGCUCAUCAGUUCCACAGGGUCACGACGCAAUGUCAACUGGGACCAGGUGUACCAGGAGGUCAGCAGGAAGAAACAGGAGAAAGGCAAAGGUUUACCCAGGUUUGGCAUCGAGAUGGUGUCUAAUGAACAGGAGAAUGCUGCUCAAAUGGAGGGAGAAGAGCCCCUUUGUGAAGGAUACCAUUGGGAAUCCCUGUUGGGCAGCAGCCUGGCUCCCCUUCCAUCCCGCAAGCGCAGCUUAUCAGAGAGCAGCCUUGCCCCCGAUCGCACCUCCGCCAGCCUGUCACUGUUCUCCACACCCAGCAAUGUUAGAGAUGCCAGACCGAGCUUCAGCCAGUCUGACCCGGGACCCAAAGAAAUCCCAGGACAGAACCUCACGGAGCUUCUUCCGGGGCCGACCCAAGCCGCAAAGGACGCCAGGGCCCAGGCUCCCGAGUCUGUGGAGGGAGACAGCAGCUGCAUGUCGGGAACGGAGCUGAAUGAGUGUCACAGUGGAGGGAAAAAGAGAAGAGCAGCAGGGGAGGUUCCCACUGUGGAAAUGGCAUGUGCCGAGAGAAAGAAUAAGAGAAGAAAACUCAAGGGCAAGAAAGAGCGUUCUCAUGUGGACCAGUUAUUGGCUGUUUCCCUGAGAGAAGAAGAGUUGAACGGGGCUCUGCAGGGAGUGGACCAAAAUCUGAUCCAAGCUCGUGCUGCCCUUCAGGCUGCAUACAUGGAGGUCCAGCGCCUCCUGGUGGUCAAACAGCAGGUUACAAUGGAGAUGAGCACACUGAGAACACGCCGCAUUGAUAUUCUCAAAGGAAUGCAAGAUGACUUGCAGCACACAAGUUUUCCCAGAAGAUCGAGCGUUGAAGAGAUCCCUGGAAAGGUGCCAACAGCAGCCAUCUCCAUGGCAGUAGCUGCUUCCUCUCCAUUCUCCCCCUUGCCUGAAACUCCUGCCUUUAACCAGGGCCAGCCUGUGUGCCAGAACCAUGCUGCUGCUCCUCUCUCGCCCCUCUCCCCUGCCCAGCCCACUCCAACCACCACCACCCAGACCUUAGUCAUCAAGCUGGAGCCCCUCUCCCCCUGCACCGUCCCUGAAGUGAUGGAGUCAGCCCAGAGCCCUGUACCAAAGCUCCAUAGCACCACGCCAGAGAUCCCCGCCUUCACUGCACCGCUCUCAGGUCUGGACCUUCAGUGUACAUCAGUCGAGAUGGUGGAGCUUCGUCGGUCAAGCGCGGACCUCAGCGCUGCCCUGUCCAGCUGUGCCCCCAUGCUUCAGAGCUCUACCGCAUCCAGCCGCAGGAGCUCCCGCGCCCUGGAUGCCACCCUGCCACAGCCGCUGCUGGCCGAAGGCUCCGGCCUCUGCCCUCCGACUCAGCUAGAGCAGGCCAAGGCCGUGAAGAAGGUGCGCAAGUUGAAGAAGAAGCGCAUGCUUCGCCAGGCUCAGGGCACCAGCCCACCGAUGGAAAACAGUGACUCGGAGUCAGAGCGCGAGUUGCCGGCGUCCAGGACACUCAUGCGCAAACUGAGGCCCAGGCGGCGAGCCAGCGGCUCCCACGUCAGCACCUCCACUUCACCCUCCAUAGACAAGCAGCAGCAGCAGCAGCAGGAGGAGGAGAACAACGGCAACCAUGACAGUGGGGUCAAAGGGGAGUCUGCCGAGGGUCUCGCCACGGCGAGGAGUUCUCCACCUACCCUCACGCAGUUGAAGCUGCAUGCCUCCGACUCCUCAGAGCUUGAGAUGGUGGAGCUGCAUCAAGCAGCAGCAGCAGCAGCAGCAGCAGCAGCGGUCGACGAGGUGAUCAGCAUCGACAUAUCAGACCAAGAGGAUGUGAAGAUGGAGGUGGGGGCAGCCAAGGCCACCUCUCUUGCCAACACGUGCUGCCAAGUCCCAGCCAUGCCUGAAGUUCGCACCAAAGAAGAGCUGCCAAAGGUGGCCUGCAAUGAGGUGACCUCCACCAGUGAGAUGCCAAAAGCCAGCGCCGCCGUCAAGACUGACGAAAAAUAUUCGACUGUCUUGGCUGGGAGGCUGCGCAAAAGUUCAGCAGCAGGUGUGUGUGAAGCGGGGGAGGAGCAGAAAGCGGAGCCGACGGAGGGCAUGUUCGAGGGCCACCAGGAGGCGGUGCAUGACAUGCAGAUCCACGAGGGGCUGCUGUACACCUGCUCUGGGGACCGAACCAUACGAGCCUUCUGUCUCAGCACUCGUCAGUGCGUGAGCGUGUUUGAAGGUCACAGCUCCAAGGUGAACUGCAUCUUGUUGUCGUCGGGGCCUGGUCUGGCCCCACGUCUGUACUCUGGCUCCAGUGAUCAGACUGUCCGCUGUUACAGCCUCAGGACGGGUGAAUGUGUGGAGCAGCUCUCUCUGCCAGACCGGGUGCUCUGCCUGCACAGCCGCUGGAAGGUGCUGUUUGUAGGCCUGGCCAAUGGAUCAGUGAUGACCUUCAGCCUCAAGACCAAUCGGCAGCUGGAAGUGUUUGACUGUCACGGGCCCCGGGCAGUAAGUUGCCUGGCGACAGCACAGGAGGGCGCGCGGCGUAUUCUGCUGGUGGGUUCCUACGACAGCACCAUCAGUGUCAGGGACGCCAAGAACGGACUGCUGCUCCGCACACUGGAGGGACACUCCAAGACUGUGCUCUGCAUGAAGGUUGUGAAUGAUCUGGUCUUCAGUGGUUCCAGUGACCAGUCUGUCCAUGCGCACAAUAUCCAUACAGGAGAGCUGGUGCGCAUCUAUAAGGGCCACAGCCAUGCGGUCACUGUGGUGGCCAUCCUGGGGAAAGUAAUGGUGACUGCCUGCUUGGAUAAGUUGGUGCGGGUCUAUGAGCUUCAGUCUCAUGAUCGGCUGCAAGUGUAUGGUGGACACUCGGACAUGACGAUGUGUAUGGUCAUACACAAAAGUAUGAUCUACACAGGUUGUUAUGAUGGGGCUGUGCGAGCUGUGAAGCUCAACCUGAUCCAAAAUUACCGCUGCUUGUGGCACGGCUGCUCUCUGAUCUUUGGUGUGAUGGAGCACCUUCAGCAGCACCUGCUCCAGGACCACGCCACGCCUAACCUGCAGACACUCAAGUGCCGCUGGAAGAACUGUGACUGCUUCUUCAGUGCCCGCAAUGGCUCUAAGCAGGGUCUUGAGAAGCACAUGCAGAAGCAUGCAGAGGACGACAGCAAAAUGGAACCUUGAGGGGCCAAAAUUGAGGUCCAGCAGGAGGGGGGUUAACAGCCGCCUCCCUCCCCCAUAGCCUCAUGUUACUUUUCCCAUAUUGGGAAGAUCCCAUAGCAAGCUCGAUACUGGAGCUCUUGCUCCUCCAUCUUGUAUUUCUGUCACCAGACACCAACAGUCUCCACUGAGAGGGGGGGAUUCAGACAGACCAUGACAGUGCCAGGCUCAACUAUUGAGACUUCUCUGGAUAAUCCAGCUGGGGACCUCCUGGUGGGCACAUUUUGUCUUGUGGGGGAAAAAAAUUGUUUUGAAAUAAUAGCAGAGAAGUGCUUUUUUCAAAGGCAUGAAGUCUUGCCUUCUCAGUGGAGGAGUUUGUGUUUUGGUUGAUCAGUUUUAGAGACUCUCAUGUCACAUAUCUUCCAUGUCUGUCUCUAAUGUCCUCCUAUACCGUAUACUCUCUGUGGGAGAAAGGCCAGAGCCUGCACACCUUCUAUUGCCAUAGCAACUCUCUGACCAUUUCUCCUGAAAAGGGAUGUUGUGAAUCAGUUUCUGGACAGUAUGUCUGAUCUUUUCCUACAUAUGUUGAUUCUAAUCUGAUCUUACAUGAUUAUGUGCAUAUGAAAGAUCAAAAGAAUAACUGACCAAAAUAAGAAGAAACAAUGACUAUAAAAGAUGAUGACUUUAUUGAAUGAAACUUAGGACCUGGUUGAAGAGUUUGCUCUCCCAGCUGCACACACACACUUUAACAUUUUAUUUGUUUUUUGUUUUUUUCCGUGUGCUAUUCCAUUCUUAAACAAUGCAUAUGGCAUGGGUUUAGGGAUAUAUUUUUAGUUGGAGUAUUGUGAGUUGUCAAAGCAUGGUACUUGUGUAUGUUGUUGAGCAACUAUGUUGUGACUUUAUCCAGGGUCAGUGGUACCUCUUGGAGAGAAUAUACAAAAUCCCAAGGUGCUUUGAGAAUGUUUUUGGUUUUGGCCCCCCCUCCCCUAAUUUUCAAGUGGUCUUUUUCAAAUACAGUAGAAUACUGUAUGGUGGUGUUGACAAUUUUAGGCAUUUAAAUUUGAGUUUAUUUUUCUAACUAAAACUUUGUCACCUAAAGAUUUUUUAAUAGGUUUAGUUUCUCGGCCGGUUGAGUGCUUCUAAGUUGAGAGAAGUGGUAGUGUUCACCGAGAAGCAAACUGGUAGGGGACUGUGGUGUGCACUGUGUAGUGAUUUCAGUCUGUGGAUUUAUCUCUGAAGGACUUGAGUUUGCAGUGAGGGUGUCCAGUGAACGGGCAUUUUUUGCUUAUCCAGGUGUGAACCGUGUGUGUGUGUGAACCGUGUGUGUGUGUGUGUGAAUGUGUUUGAGCCUAAGAACCACAUUUAACUUGUGGUGAUGUUUCAUGGCUUUCUGUUUGUAUCAGUGGAAUGGGAGGUAUUUUUAAACUGUUAUUCCUACAUAUUUGGGGUAAUUGUUUUUGUAUGUGGUCUGAAUUUUACAGUUUUGUUUUUUUGUUUUUUAUUUUGGUGUUGGUGUUGACAAGAAGUGUGGGACGAUACCAUUUGGCUCUGUGCCAGCAGGAAGGUGUUUCUAGUUGUGUAGUGUUUGUGACGGAGGUUGUCAGUGGAGGUGAUUCAAAAGGGAAGUGGUUGGAAGUACAAAGUACCAUGAUCCUCUCCCAUGCCAUACCUCAACCCGAGAACUAACACACACACACACACAAACGAUGGCUUUCAAAUUUGCCACCACACACAAGGGUGGACUCUACUGCCACCAUGAGUAGCUGUAAUUGGAUGCAGUCUCAUGUUUAGUCAUUUUUCAUGUGACUUUAAGGGAGCUAUUUUACAGCUUUUAAAACACCCAGUGAUCCUUUCUAGCACAUUCUUAAUUGUUUGUCACAGAGUUUGAUACCAUGUCUUGCAACUAUUUUUUUCUAUAUUAUACCCAGUGACCCCAACAGUCACCUUGAUUACUGGAGGUCUUUUCUGGGGAGUUUUUUCUGGUGUGUAGCGCUGGGCUGAGCAUUCACUUUUUCUCUGAACAAGUCCUCCUGAGUUUCUUCUUUGACGGAAUUUUGUUCAUUAAAAUGCUGUGAACUUA